GGCUUCCUCCAUUCCUCCUCCCCUCAAACCCAAACCAACUCCUCUGCUCUCUCAGCUUCUUUCUCUUGUUGCCUUACUCAAUUGACCUCUUUUUUCUUCUUCCAUGGCUUCCUCAGUUCUAUUUUUCUUUCUUUUAGUUUCUUUGCUUUCCAAUUCAGAAGCAAGGAGACUCGUUGAGUCUGACCAAUCCCAGCCAUUAGCUUUUCAGUAUCACAAUGGUCCUCUCCUAAAUGGGAAAAUAUCUGUUAACUUGAUAUGGUAUGGCAAGUUUAAGGCUUCCCAACGUGCAAUUGUUUCCGAUUUCAUCUCCUCCCUCGCCUCAUCCUCCAAGCCCGCCGUUGCUCAACCUUCGGUGGCCACGUGGUGGAAGGGCAUAGAGAAAUACUACCACUUGGGGAAGAAGCCUUCUUCUCUUUCUCUUUCACUGGGGGAACAGAUUCUUGAUGAGAACUAUUCCUUGGGGAAAUCUUUCACCAGCAAGCAAAUUGUGCAAUUGGCAACAAAGGGUGCACAGAAAUAUGCUGUUAACGUUGUGUUGACGGCGGCGGAUGUGUCCGUCGAAGGGUUCUGCUCCAGCAGGUGUGGGAUUCAUGGGUCCGCAAUGGGCUCAACCAAGCGAUCCAAGUUUGCUUACAUCUGGGUCGGUAACUCCGAGACCCAGUGCCCAGGUCAAUGCGCCUGGCCAUUCCACCAGCCCAUAUAUGGACCUCAGAACCCACCUUUGGUUGCACCCAACAACGACGUAGGUCUUGAUGGAAUGGUUACCAAUUUGGCUAGUUUCUUAGCCGGAACCGCCACGAAUCCGUUUGGAAAUGGGUACUACCAAGGACCCAAGGAAGCGCCACUGGAAGCUGCAACGGCGUGCCCGGGCAUCUACGGCAAAGGGGCCUAUCCGGGUUAUACUGGAAAUCUCUUGGUGGACACCACAACCGGCGCUAGCUACAAUGCCAAUGGUGUCAGCGGAAGGAAGUAUCUGCUUCCUUCUCUGUUCGACCCUGCAACCUCAUCUUGUUCCACUUUGGUUUAAAACAAGACCAAAACCAUAUAGAGCACAUAUUGUAUAGAGUAGUGCCCUAGAACCCAAUAUGGUUACGUAUGAAAUUCUUUGAUUUUUUAUUAUUCUUCUUGUACCACGAUUGAAUAAUGAAAAGAAAAAAAAAAUUCGUUU
Rubroshorea leprosula is the source of this 1168-nucleotide messenger RNA. Lineage: Eukaryota; Viridiplantae; Streptophyta; Magnoliopsida; Malvales; Dipterocarpaceae. The record is from the annotation of a GenBank genome assembly.